UUCAGAUGGCUUUAAAGAAGAAGACUCCCUUUGACAAACUUACCCUUUUUCGAGACGCUUCUAUUGCAUGUAGACUAUCUUCCUUUGUCAUUUUGUUUGGUUGGAUCCUUUGGUAGCUUUCAGAUGGAUGAAUCUGCAGAAUACACCAUAUCAUGGUUGAGUUUUUGUUGAACUUUUUGCAUGGGAUUUAAUGUAUCAUCCUUAAUCUCUUAGCAUUCGGUUGGUUCUACCGUUACGAAGGAAAGUUGCCUACACUCAAAAAGGUACACUGUGUGUGCAAGCAUGUUGUGCUGGUUUGGUGUGCUAGAACUAUGGAAUAUGUUGUUCAUCUUGGAGAUAUGCCCAAAAGUUAGGGUUUGCAUGGAAGUUGGAUUGACCUUGGUUCAAAGUCCACCAGGUGUUCUCAAAUCACUUUGGAUAUUUAGAAAGGAAAAGAGACCAAAAAGAAGAAGAAGAUGUCCAAGACUGACACCCUCCCAGCUGAGAAAAAGAACAAAAAAGAGAUGGAAUUUGAGCUGAAACUUGCAAAGGAGAAGGAAGAGAUACUUGAGCGAGAGAAGCAGAUGAAAAUCAGCAGACUUCUGCAAGAGGUGUCAGAAACUGAGAGGGAAGAUCUGGAAGAGUCAGAGAAGGUGCAGCAUUGGGUGGAGAGGCUCUGUCAAACCAGAUUAGAGCAAAUCUCCUCAGUUGAAAAUGAUUCUUCAGAGAUGUCUCCAACCCGUUCCCCUGCGUCAACUGGUCCCACCAAUCGGAGGUUCCCUGGAGGCUUGACCUUGGCCACUACUGACCUUGAUGACAUCAACUUAGAUGAUGUGGACUCGAGUCUAAGGCAACCUUUGAAAAGACUUGCCCCAACCCCACCUACAUCCAACCAAGCUCCCCCUCCCUUACCUCUCCCUCCACCCUCACCCCGUCUUUACCACACAUCCAACCAUCGCCCUCCAUCUCCAAGACCACAGCUCCCAAUGCAACCCAGUUCUAGACUAGCCCCUCAACGCCCACCUUCUCCACCAGCCACAAGAAUGCCCCCUUCCUCAAUAGGUCAUAGCCGACAACCUCCUCUCAACUCGCUAUUCUCCUCUAGGGGUCUGUCCUCAUCUCAGCCACCUCCCCCACCACCACCUCCUCCCCCUCCACCACCACCUCCUCCUCCUCCACCACCUCCUCCACCCCUGCACAUGGAGGACAAGUACCAUGUAGGGCUGUCCAACUAUCCCCGCUCCCCAAGCUUAUCCGAACAGGGAAGCAGGUUUGGGGACAAUGGUUACAGACAGAGAGGGGGCUUCCACUCUACCUUUCCCAGUGAUCUCUCACGCCCACCCAGCCCGAAGGCUGACCACAACAUGACGGUGAAGAGAAACACAUCUCAUGCUAGCAGGGUAUCCACCUCUAAUAAUCCACUGCAAAUUGCUCCCAGUCCUCCGAACCAGCGGAGACAGAUCAACCCUGUCAUGUCCAAACCCAUCAUGCUACCAAGUCAGACCUCACAUAGACCCACACUUCACUUUGAGACCAUGCCCCCAGAGAUGCUCAAACGGAUGGUCACAUACAACACGUCCUUUAAAUCCAGCAAACAACAAGUAACUUUCCGUCAUUACUUAGAAUUACAACCCCUCCUCUCUUUUUAUUUUGAGUGAAGUCUCGGCUGUCUGAGUGUGUCUAUUACAUUUCUAACAGUAUUUCCCUGGAGGAUAUUGGUAAAAUGUAUCCUUGACGUAAUUUUAAAACUAGUUCCCUUUCAAUACUGAAUGCCAUUUCAUCAGACUCUUUCUCCUUCAGUGCAAAGAUCAUCAAAAGACAAAUAAGAAUAUGAAGAAGCCUUCCUGCUCAUCAUGGAAGAGUCCCAGCAUCAGAUUAUGUCUCUGACUGCGCUCUCAGCUGAGUACAGUGCAAAAGGUUUCCCUGGUACUGUUUUCCCACAAAGACCAGCGCUCCUCAUCAUGUGGUCUAUACAACAUGACAUGACCUUGUCAGCCUAAAACCUGACUCUUCUGCCCUACUACGGGCUAUUAGCAGUUUAUUUAGGGCCCUUAUUCCUGACUGCCCAUAGGCUGGGCUUGCAGGGUGGGUUCUUCAUUCUGCACUUUCACCAUGGCACUAUAGGAUUGCAAUCCCCAAAGUGUCAGCAACUGAUGCAGGGCGUGUGAUGUAUUGAAAGGGAACCAAGAUUAUGUUAGUAACCGAGUAGUGUAGAUUUUAUUCUGUUCUAUUCUGGUAAAUGUCUAUGUUAUAUGUUCUAAACAUCUCUUUAAACUCUUUAAAUGCUUAAGGACAUCAGGUGUAUGAUUGCAAUAUUGUGCAUAUUUCGGUUAAGACAUAAUAUUUUCACCUUUCCAUCAUACUGAACUGUUCUCUCAGUCACACUAAUAUAUUCUCAUGCAAUCAUACUAGUUUGCUGCAAUCAUACAUCUUGUUUGUGGUGGAAACAGCCUUUGAGUGGAUCUCAUAUACACUGCACAAAUGGGAGACUGCAACUGAUGGUUAUAUAAUAUCAGAUUGCCUCUGCACCAAAUGGAAUCUCGGUGUACGUUUUCAUCUUUUAUGAGGGAGAUCUUGACCAGAAAGUCUGCGUUUUUCCAUUUUGUUGGUUCUGUGGGUGUUAAAUAUGAAUUGAUUAUUUGUCUUGAUGGAAUACCAGUGGUUGUGAGUGUGUAGUGGAUUGGGAAAAGCCUUUAUAUUGUAUUUAAACAUCAUUGCGGAUCCAGAACCAACUGAAAAGCUACCAGUGAAUCCAACAAAGCAAACACAUCCUUGCUCUGUAUUAAUGUUUAUAGUUUAUAAUGUUUAUAAUAUGUAGUACAAUACUGUAGAUAAUGAUGCAAUGUGUUGUACUGUUUCUAAUAUUGAUACAUUAUAUUCUGUUUACAGUAUAUUGUUCAGUUUUGCAUUUAAAAAUAAAGUUACAUAUUUAGUAGAUUGUUAACAUGUUCAGAUGCUUUUUAUAGAAUGAUUUGAUGGUCAUACCAUCAAUUGACUUAUGGUCAAACUAAUAAGGCAUGUUUUUAAACACGGAUCUUUCUUUGCCUUAAAUAGUUCAUUAAGAGGAAGUAGAACCUGCCAUUGAUUGGAUUGGAGGUGACAAUUAUCCAGACAUAUAGUGUUCAUUUGUCUUUUCUUUGAAAAGAGUGAGCAGUAAUUUGUUUCUGUCACUGCUGUUUGCCACUUCACAUUUUUACUGACUGUAUACACCACUGUCUGUUUCUGCCUUCUGUU
Carassius auratus (goldfish) is the source of this 3213-nucleotide messenger RNA. RefSeq names its product harmonin-like. Bases 456 to 1637 code for a protein of 393 amino acids. The transcript is spliced from 6 exons. NCBI's taxonomy places the organism in Eukaryota, Metazoa, Chordata, Actinopteri, Cypriniformes, Cyprinidae. The record is from RefSeq and is a predicted model, not a curated record.